Molecule: messenger RNA, 414 nt
Organism: Racocetra persica
Lineage: Eukaryota; Fungi; Glomeromycota; Glomeromycetes; Diversisporales; Gigasporaceae
Source: the annotation of a GenBank genome assembly
CUUAUAAUUCCUCCACAAUUCGAUUUAAUCCAAUUGCUCCAUUAAAAUUAUUACGAUAUCCAAAUGUAACUUUAGUAAUAAUAUACGUAAGUAUAAUAUCUUCACUAAUCCAUCUUCAAUACAUUAGCGUUCCUCGGAACUUCUCCCAACGAUACAAUUUAUCUUCGUCGACUAUUGGUUUAUUAUUUAUUGCUCCCGCUGCUGGUUGUGCAAUUGGUAGUCUCUUAGGUGGAAAAUAUUCAGAUUUUGUGUUGCGUAAAAAAAGGUCUGAAAAUGGUGACUUUAGCUAUCAAGAAAUGAGAAUUUAUGGUAUUUGGGUUGGUGCAUUAUUGGUUCCAAGUUCAUACUUUACUUAUGGAUGGUUAUUAGAAAAUAAUUUUAAUAUAAUAGUAUUGAUGAUAUUGUGGUUUGUUG